Molecule: messenger RNA, 2581 nt
Organism: Dichomitus squalens LYAD-421 SS1
Lineage: Eukaryota; Fungi; Basidiomycota; Agaricomycetes; Polyporales; Polyporaceae
Exons: 3
Coding region: 33-2417 (794 amino acids)
Source: RefSeq, a predicted model, not a curated record
CGGUCGCCGAUGCUCUUCAUUGUCUUGGCCUCAUGUACCGUCCACGCAGGCGACAAGGUGCCAGUGGUGACCGCGAGCGAUGGUCUCCGUCCAUCUGGGACAGCUCGGAGGCGUGGGCGGCUUGUGCGAAAGCUUUGCGCGAAUAUGAUGAGGACAUGAUCCAAGAUUGGAAGGAAGAGAUUGACACGCUCCUCGUAUUCGCUGGUCUGUUUUCUGCGGUACUGACGGCGUUCAAUAUUGAAUCCUACAAGUGGCUCCAACAGCAGCCUUCAGACACACACACUGCCAUCCUCUCUCAGAUAUCAUCGCAGUUAAACAGUUUCGCUGUCAACGCGAAGUUCGUCAACAACACCGCGCCCGCGACCACAGUGCUCACAGCCCCGUUCAAGCCCUCUAGGUUCGCCGUGCGCCUGAAUACGCUAUGGUUCUCCAGCCUAGUGUGCAGUCUGCUCUCGGCAUCGCUCGGCUUGCUCGUCAAGCAAUGGCUGCGUGAGUACCUCGCGGGCUCCUCCAACAUCUCUCGCGAGAGCAUCCGCAUCCGCCAGUACCGUUAUGACGGCAUGCGCCGAUGGCGUGUCCCGGAAAUCAUCCUCUGCCUCCCCAUCCUCCUUCAACUCGCCCUGCUCCUCUUCUUCAUUGGACUACUCGACCUGCUGUGGACACUCCAUCCCAUCGUUGCCGCAGUCGUGACCACUAUUGUAGCAGUCUCGAUGCUUUUCGCAUUUAUAACGAGCGUCCUCCCCCCUCUCUACCCGGACUGCCCGUACAAGUCCCCGCAGUCCUGGCUCAUCUGCGCAUUCACGCAGUGGAUCAAGCGCACCGCCGCGGCGCUCGCCUCGCACUACCACGCGCGCCUCUAUCAGCCUGCUCCACUCACCGACCGCGAGCGGGCGCACGGCGCCUCCACCCCCGACCCUUUCGCGAGCAAGCUGGAGCUGCCGGCGCUCGUCCACUCGCGCGUGGGAGAGGCGGUGCGGGCGUGGUUGCACCGCGUGUCUCUCGCACGCACGUACGCCAGCUGGAAAGAGCGCGAGAAGCUCGAGACGGAGACCGGGAAGACGGCCGCAGCGCUCGACGAUGCGACGCUUGCGGGCGCGGACGCGAUGUUCAUGGACGACGCGUUUCUGCAUACGGUCGUCAGGCCGUGCAUGCGCGACAUCGCCCCUCGCGCGGCGCUGCGGUGUGUCGAUAGCAUCCUGCUGCGACGCGCGCCGAGGGUGCUGAACGACAUGCCGUACUGGGAUCUGGCGCAUUCGCUGGAUGGGGGACAUGGGGAUACGGGGACGCUCACGCUGAUGAACCUGCUGCUCGACGUACUCCACCGCCUGAACGCGAGCAGGGACUCGGAUGUGGUGAUCGAGUGGGAGGAAGAGGAGUCUGCGGAGACGAAGGACGAUGCUCGGCGGCGGGUCCUCAUGACUAUGCAUCGGCUCGUCCGCGCAAUACCCGCUCCAGCGAAGGGACAGGCCGGGCUGAACGGAGCCGGGGCGGACGCGCGCACACGCCCCCUUUUCCGCAGGAUGUUCGAAGUGCUCGCUGGGGUGCUUGAUGCUGAGGUCAAGCGUACGACCCCCGAGCGCUUCGUCAGGGAACGGUCGUUCAACCUAAUGCGCAAAUUGUUUGCAAGGUUCCAAGCAGUGGGCCCGGAUUGCAUAGCCGCGUUCUGCGCAUACAGCAAGCAGACGCGCCUGGAGAACGCACCUUACAGCUUCUUCCAGGCAUGUAACAUGGUCAUCCGCGCUUCGGCGGUCCUCGCGCGCGCGGCGAGCAGGUCGGGAUCCGCAGUCGUGCCAGAGCUCAGCACGGGCAACACGCUCCUCUCGCCCUCCAGCGCAUAUUCCUUGGAAUCCGCCCACAAGCGCUCCUUCGACAGGUCGUUCGUGAGCUCGAGCACGCUGUACUCCGAGCCGCUCCAGAUCUCUGCGCCGUCCGACGAAGACGACGAAGAAGCCGAAGGAGCGGACGCCGACGACACCGACUCCGCAGACGACUACGCCGCCGUCCGUCCCGCGCUGCUCGGCGUCCUGCACGACCUCGAGUGUUUCCUCUCGAUGCCGGUCUCCCGCGCCGCGGACUGCCGGCCCACGAUGGCGAUGCUGUUGGAGUGCGCGCAGGCCGUGCUGGCGCUCGCGGUGCGGGACCGCCUCGCGGUCUCCCGGGAUCUCGUGCACGCGCUGAGCGACAUGGUGGGGUACGCGUCUGCGGCGGACGCGGACGUGCACGCGGAAACGGACGACGGAGACGUCGGUGGCGGCUGGGACGCCGUUGAUGCGGACAUGGGGAACGGGAAGGGGGGAGGGAGGGAGGACCACGACGCCCAAAUGGCGCGGCAGGCUGUGCGGUGGCUGAGGAGGAUGUAUGGCUUGCGGGUUCGCUCGGGCUUGGGGUCGCCUCCUGCUAGGUAUGACAUGCGGUAAGUAGACUAGAAGUGACGGUGAGGGCGCAUGUGUAGGAGGACAUGUCGUCCGAUGGGCUUGGUUAUGACAGAUAGGAAGUUAGGACUCUGCUUUAGAUGCGCUCCAUACGGUCUCGAGGUGUUACCCUUGCUGUUCUCGUGGUCCGGUGUAAGUAGUGAUGCCUG